Messenger RNA from Dromaius novaehollandiae (emu), 1558 nucleotides. RefSeq names its product galanin receptor 2 (gene GALR2). The transcript is spliced from 2 exons. Bases 60 to 1184 code for a protein of 374 amino acids. Gene Ontology annotation, biological process: G protein-coupled receptor signaling pathway. The record is from RefSeq and is a predicted model, not a curated record. Lineage: Eukaryota; Metazoa; Chordata; Aves; Casuariiformes; Dromaiidae. Gene Ontology annotation, cellular component: plasma membrane. Gene Ontology annotation, molecular function: G protein-coupled receptor activity.
GUGCGCAGCCGGUGCGCUCUCCGUGCGCCCUCCCGGCGUAUCCCCGGGCACUUGCAGCCAUGAACGGGUCGGCGGCAGCGGGCGGCGAGGCGGGCUGGCAGCCCGAGUCGGUGAUCAUCCCGCUGCUCUACCUCCUCAUCUUCCUCGUGGGCACGGUGGGGAACUGCCUGGUGCUGGCCGUCCUGCUGCGCAACGGGCAGGUGAACAACACCACCAACCUCUUCAUCCUCAACCUGGGGGUGGCCGACCUCUGCUUCAUCCUCUUCUGCGUCCCCUUCCAAGCCACCAUCUACACCCUGGAGGGCUGGGUGUUCGGGCCCUUCAUGUGCAAGGCUGUCCACUUCUUCAUCUACCUCACCAUGUACGCCAGCAGCUUCACCCUGGCCACCGUCUCCCUGGACAGGUAUUUGGCCAUACGCUACCCCCUGCACUCCAGAGAGCUGAGGACGCCCAGGAACGCCCUCAUGGCUAUUUGCUUCAUCUGGGCUCUUUCCUUCAUUUUCUCGGGCCCUUACCUCAGUUACUACCAGGAGUUUCAGGUGGCCAACCUGACCGUCUGCCACCCCAUCUGGAAGAUCUCCCAGCGCAAGGUCAUGGACAUCUGCACAUUUGUCUUCAGCUACAUCAUCCCAGUCUUGAUCCUGAGCCUCACUUACAUGCGGACCAUCCGCUACCUCUGGAGAUCAGUGGACCCUCUCCAAGACAUGUCGGAGUCCAAGAAAGCCAAGCGGAAGGUCACUAGGAUGAUCAUCAUUGUAGCUGUCCUGUUCUGCCUCUGUUGGUUGCCCCACCACCUGGUCAUUCUCUGCGUCUGGUUCGGGUAUUUUCCCCUCAAUCAUGUCACCUAUGUGCUCAGGAUCCUCUCCCAUCUCAUCUCCUACGCCAACUCCUGCGUGAAUCCCAUCGUCUACGCCCUGGUCUCCAAACACUUCCGCAAGGGCUUCAAGAAGAUCUUCAUCUGCCUUUUGCGUAAGAAAGCAGCCAACAAGGUGCACGUGGCACAAGUGACAAACACCGUCAGCACGCUGGAGGCAGAGCUCAGCGAGGUGACCCACAUCAGCGAAGCCCUGCCUGGCCGGUCCUCCACACGCUGUAAGGUCCCGUCCCAGCCCUGGGGAGAGGCAGAGCCCGUGGGACAUCAGCAGAAAGCAUCUGGCUCCUUCAUCACCUUCAGCGUCACCUAGCAGAGCUCCUUCCCCACCCCAUGGCUUUGCAGCAUCUCCUGCAGUUUCACAAGCCUGGGGAUGGGCUACACUGUGUUUAAAUGCAUCAAAUUUCACCCUUUCCCCUUCAAACGCUCCCAAACGUCAAACCGUUCGAGUGAUGCUGCUUUCUGAGGACUCAGUCAGGUGAACACCUGAGGAUCCAAGUGCAGGAUUUGCUUCCCCUGAACAUUUGCUGAGAGCAGAGAGCUCAAAACCCUGAGUCAAUUUUUGUAUAAAAUCGCCUGUUGCUGUAUAUUGCUCAUCCCUUUCCGCGCAGACCUGCCAGGGAAGAAGGCCGUUUGCCGGGGGAAGCACGACCAAGCAGGGCUCCUUGGACACAGCCAGCAGCAGAG